Molecule: messenger RNA, 1025 nt
Organism: Boeremia exigua
Lineage: Eukaryota; Fungi; Ascomycota; Dothideomycetes; Pleosporales; Didymellaceae
Exons: 1
Coding region: 66-935 (289 amino acids)
Biological process (GO): inositol metabolic process; phosphatidylinositol phosphate biosynthetic process; signal transduction
Molecular function (GO): inositol monophosphate 1-phosphatase activity
Source: RefSeq, a predicted model, not a curated record
AUCAACACCACCAGAACAUUCGCACUCACAAUCGAAAGGCCACACCCUUUGUCUCAACGAUCAAAAUGGCUGAUCUCGACCUCAACUCCAUUCAUGACUUCAUGAUCUCGGUCGCCAAAAGCGCUGCCGACCGCAUCACGUCCGCAAAGCCUACCACCUCGUCAUCCGGCUCGAAAAAGAACUCGGUCGACCUCGUCACCGAAACCGAUCAAGCCGUCGAGAAGCUGAUCUCUACCUCUCUUCGUGAGAAGUACCCCGACUUCUCGUUCAUGGGCGAGGAGACAUACAAACCCGGCGACACGCUCACGGCCGCGCCAACCUUCGUCUGCGAUCCGAUCGACGGCACAACGAAUUUCGUGCACCGAUACCCGUACGUGUCGAUAUCUCUGGGCCUGGCAAUUGACCUGAAGCCAGUGAUUGGCGUGGUCUACAACCCCUUUACGCAGACGCUUUACUCGGCGAUCAAGGGGCAAGGCGCAUUCUUGAAUCAGACAACCAAACUGCCAUUAACACCGCCGACGCCGCUCGAGACAUUGAACACAUGUCUCGUUGCUGUGGAGUGGGGCAGUGAUCGCAGUGGGAAUGACUUCACGGUCAAGAGCGAGACGUUCAAGAAUCUGGCCGCGACGAAGGAGAAUGGUGGAGGCAUGGUGCAUGGGCUGAGGUCGUUUGGAUCUGCAGCCUUGAACCUGUGUGGAGUCGCAAGCGGAGGUCUGGAUGUUUACUGGGAAGCCGGCUGUUGGGCUUGGGACGUUUGUGCUGGGUGGAUCAUUCUCGAGGAAGCUGGAGGCCUCAUAGUUGAUGCGAACCCUGGCAACUGGACACCGAGGGUCGAUGAGCGGAGAUAUAUGGCUGUGCGUGGGGGUCAAGGCCAGAAGGAGAUUGUCGAAGAGUUUUGGAGCCUGGUUCAUGGAAAGUUCGAGGUUGGCACAUAGACGGCUGGUCACGAAGUGCUCGAGACCGCGUCGCCUACACAUGACCUCGAAGAUAGACAGGUUGUAUAAUGAACCACACGCAAAACACAU